GGCAGUCUGCCUGGAACUAUUGAACUCUUGGCAUCCCCGGGUACUGGGUAUUGUUCACCGUGCCUGGAAAAGAAUCACCAAACCUCAACUAUAUAAGGCGACCGAUCAAUCCACUAGAUUGACGCAACUCACCAAGCCCAUCAAUACUUGACCGAUCAACACCAAUCGAUCGAUCUUCAUCCUUUUCACACACACAAACACACACAAACACACACGCACCUCUUAAAAAUUACCGACAACCAUGUCCACAACACCAGAUUCUGACCCCACCACCACCGCCGCCCCGCCAGCGGUGACAACCAUCCCCCGCGUCGGCAUCGCCGUCCUCAUCUUCGGGCGCGCCAACCAAGUCCUGCUGGGCGAACGCAAAGGCAGCCACGGCGCCGGCACCUGGGCCCUGCCGGGGGGCCACCUGGAGCCCGGCGAGACGUGGGCCGCGUGCGCCGCCCGCGAGGUCCUUGAGGAGACCAACCUGGCCGUUUCGGGGCUCCGCUUCCUGACGGCCACCAACGACGUGAUGGCCGCCGAGAACAAGCACUACAUCACCAUCUACCUGGGGUGCACGCCGACGCGGCGCGAGGAUUGCAGGGCCCCGCCGCCCGUCAUGGAGCCCAACAAGUGCCGCGAGUGGCGCUGGGUGGAGUGGGAGGAGGUCACGCGGUGGUAUCGGCUGCAGGACGAGGCGGAGAAACUGGCUGCCACAGACUUCACUGCUAGGAAUUCCGCUGGGAAUCCCGCUAGGCUGGGGCUCGAGCAUCCGUUGUUCUUGCCGCUCAUGAACCUCUUUCGGCAGCAGCAGUAUUGGUUGCCGUUGCAGGAGUAUCAGUUGUUGACUGGGUGGGAGGAGGAUCGCUAGGUGAUGAUUAGGGAAAUGAGGUUAUGCAUGUUAUGAUGUUUUCGAUAAUGGAUUUCUUAUUCUUAUGUAUCUUUUUGUGACUACGUUUUGUACUUUUAGACUUGUUGAUCACUUUGUUGACGUUUACUUCGCUCUGGGAGUUAAUUUUAUUUACUGCACUGUAUGGUGAGUAAGCUGUGCCUUAACUGACAUAACUAAUGGAUGG
Molecule: messenger RNA, 1061 nt
Organism: Aspergillus fijiensis CBS 313.89
Lineage: Eukaryota; Fungi; Ascomycota; Eurotiomycetes; Eurotiales; Aspergillaceae
Product: nucleotide triphosphate diphosphatase NUDT15
Exons: 1
Coding region: 242-856 (204 amino acids)
Biological process (GO): dGTP catabolic process
Cellular component (GO): cytosol
Molecular function (GO): 8-oxo-7,8-dihydrodeoxyguanosine triphosphate pyrophosphatase activity
Source: RefSeq, a predicted model, not a curated record